AUGCGCGCAGCUGCAGGAACUAUACCUAAAUUCGAGUCUCCGAGGAUAGGUUGGCAGAUAUCAGGCCCGCCAGCUGCUACUGCGGGUGAUGACGGUCCUCUUAGUGUAGUAGUGGUCAAGUCGAACGAGAGGCAUGAAGAUUACCCGCUGGUAACGCUGCGGUUAAUGCUAGAACAGCUUCUGUCCCUAUCAUCCCCAUCGCAUGACACGGUCGCAUCUAUACUUGUCGCGACCUUCUCCGCUUUGCCGCAACAAAAGAUUGAACAACUGCAAACAGUCGACACCUUGAUUCUAUCUAAUGAAGUUCAGAAGGCGCUCCAAUACAACGGUUCCCAGCUCGCCUCACGCCAAAUUAAAAACGCCGUCGGCGACGACAGAUGGAUGGAAAGCAUCGCCCGCGCCAUUACCGGCGGCCUCGAGGCGGUGACUAAAAACGGCCGGGAGAGGAUUAGGCCCGUCCUGGGCCAUUUUAUCGACAACGCCGAGGAGGCUGCGAAUGCUGUUUUUGCAUCAGGGUCUUUUUGA
Pyricularia grisea is the source of this 525-nucleotide messenger RNA. RefSeq lists its product as uncharacterized. Lineage: Eukaryota; Fungi; Ascomycota; Sordariomycetes; Magnaporthales; Pyriculariaceae. Bases 1 to 525 code for a protein of 174 amino acids. The record is from RefSeq and is a predicted model, not a curated record. The transcript is spliced from 2 exons.